Molecule: messenger RNA, 1514 nt
Organism: Cololabis saira (Pacific saury)
Lineage: Eukaryota; Metazoa; Chordata; Actinopteri; Beloniformes; Belonidae
Gene: alg1
Product: ALG1 chitobiosyldiphosphodolichol beta-mannosyltransferase
Exons: 13
Coding region: 61-1464 (467 amino acids)
Cellular component (GO): endoplasmic reticulum
Molecular function (GO): mannosyltransferase activity
Source: RefSeq, a predicted model, not a curated record
UCAAACAAACAUGGCGACCUUGUGCUGACGGCUCUGUUUCCUCGCUGCAGUGUCUCUCUGAUGGCGGGUUUUGUGAUGGACUGGUGGCCGGUCGUGUGUGUGACCGUCCUGGUCGUGCUGCUGUCGCUGCGGUUGCGGCGCCGGGACGCGGACACGCGGCGGCGGGUGUGCGUGCUGGUGCUGGGGGACGUGGGGCGCAGUCCCCGCAUGCAGUAUCACUCCCUGUCCCUCAGCAAACACGGAUACCUGGUCACCUUUGUGGGCUUUUUAGACAGCAAACCUCAUCAAGGCGUGCUGAAUGAGGAGAAAAUCCGGAUCGUCCCCAUCUCCGAAGUUAUGGGCGUCCGAGCGGGACCCAAAAUGCUCACGUACGUGACGAAGGUGAUCCUUCAGUCGCUGCAGCUUCUGUCCGUGCUGCUGACGAUGGAGCGGCAGUCUCACAUCCUGAUGCAGAAUCCUCCUGGGCUGCCCGGCGUGGCAGUGGCGUGGCUCGUGUGCGUCCUGCGUGGCAGCAGGUUCAUCAUCGACUGGCACAACUACGGCUACACCAUCAUGGCGCUGAGCCACGGGGCGACGCAUCCCAUCGUCCGCCUGGCGAAGUGGUACGAGCGCUUCUUCGGCCCUCUGGCUGCCCAUCACCUGUGUGUCACUGAUGCCAUGAAGGCCGACUUGCAGGAAAACUGGGGCAUCAAGGCGACGACCUUGUACGACCGACCCGCCUCCAUCUUCAGAGAGACUCCCCUGAAGCUGCAACACCAGCUGUUCAGCAGGCUGGCCCGCGCUCAUCCACAGUUCAAGGACUCAGGGUCUGACUGUUUGGGAGAGGAGGUGGAGAGGACCGUCUUCACUGUUCGUGACGCGACUGACGGCGCCGUGACCCUGAGGUCGAAGCGCCCGGCGCUGCUGCUCAGCAGCACCAGCUGGACAGAGGAUGAGGAUUUCUCCAUCCUGCUGAAAGCUCUUGAAGAGUAUGAAGGUUUCAUCCAAGGAGGAGUUUUGUUGCCGUCUUUAGUCUGUGUGAUCACAGGUAAAGGCCCUCAGAAGGAGCACUACAGGAAGAUGAUUGCCUGUCUGCAUCUGGAGCACGUGCAGAUCUGCACCCCUUGGCUGGAGGCUGAGGACUAUCCACUCUUGUUGGGUUCAGCAGAUCUCGGUGUUUGUCUGCACAAGUCGUCCAGUGGUCUGGAUCUGCCCAUGAAGGUGGUGGACAUGUUCGGCUGCUGCCUUCCCGUCUGUGCCGUCAACUUCGACUGUCUGCACGAGCUGGUGAAGCAUGAGGAGAACGGACUGAUCUUCAGAGACUCCUCGGAGCUCGCCGGGCAGCUGAAGUCUCUCCUCUCAGACUUUCCCAGCUCAGAUGGCAAACUGGUAGCAUUUAGGAUGAAUCUCCGUACCAGCAGGGGGCAGCGAUGGGACGACAACUGGGACCAGAACGUGCUGCCCCUCAUCACAGCGCAGGGAUGAACCAAAGAUGUGAAGAUUGGAUAUUAGGAAACAUUUGUGGUCACCUAGAA